CAAAUGGGGAACUGAAAGCAGCUCAACGCCGCUCCCUGUUCCCCACUGCAGCCUCGCCAUCCCCAAGCUGCUCCUGAAUCAUGGCACCCACGGCGCUGGCCCUCAUCCUGGGUUGGUGGCUGGCGGCAGCGAGCGGAGCACAGCAUGUGCCCCGACCCUCCCUGUCGCUGCACCCCAGCCAGGGGAUAGAAGUGGGGGACAAUGUCACCCUAAGGUGCCACCUGCCCCGGUUGCCUGCCUCGGUCUGGCUGUACAAAGGAGGAGUUAGGACAUAUCGCAAGUACAAGGACAAGGAGCAGGACACUGCAGAGUUCUCCUUCUUGAGCACAAAUUGGGAGCACACAGGUUCAUAUCAGUGUCAGUACUGGCUGCACAGGACAGCAGAGACAUCGGAGCUGAGCGACCCCGUGGAGCUGGUGCUGACAGAUCACAGCUUCCCCCCACCCAGCAUUUCCCUGAGCCCUGCAAAACGUGUGGGGACAGGGACCAACGUCAGCAUCCAGUGCUGGAUCCAGGGCUAUGGGGGCGCCUUCCUCCUGCACAAGGAUGGGUGCUCAGCCCCCAUCCAGCGCCAGGAGCUCCUCGGGGUGGACAAGGCCACCUUCACCAUCCUUGGGGUGACCCCGGCUGACAGCGGCACCUAUAGGUGCUCCUACCGCCCCUGGGCUCAGCGCUUCCUGUCCUCACCCAUUGGGAACAACGUGACUCUGGAGGUGGCACCCACACCUGCACCCCCAGGGGCGCCCAAACCUGCAGAGCCCACGGGUGCUGAGGAGCAGUCCCGUGCCAAUCUGGUGCUGGCACUGGUGAGGGGCUUUGUGGCUGCGCUCGUCUUUGGCCUCGGCCUUUUCUUCGUCGUCGAUGCCCGCAGCCUCUGGAUACGGGCAGAUCAGAGCCGUGCAGCCACAACCCACCUUUCCCUGCGAGGAGCAGAUCAGGCGGUGGCACCAGUGUCCAAGCAUCCUUUAUCCGCGUCGCUCCGUGAUUCUUCCUGGGACGCCCCCGAAUUUUGUUGCAGGGCCGUGGAUUGGUUGCUGAUGGAAAGCUCAAUAAACGCUCUUGUGCCGUUCCUCCGAGUCACUGCCUGACUCUGUUGCCCUGCAGAGCCCAGGGAAGCACAGGCUGCCCUUCUGGGGCACUGUGCAGAGAGCCUGGCGUUCUUGUGGGGGGCAGCGUGCCAGGGCACACAGCCACAGCCCUUUGGGGACCUCCUGUGACACCCCAGGGUUGGCAGAGCGUGGGGCGCCU
Lagopus muta (rock ptarmigan) is the source of this 1248-nucleotide messenger RNA. Its product is annotated as leukocyte immunoglobulin-like receptor subfamily B member 1. The transcript is spliced from 6 exons. Bases 81 to 1088 code for a protein of 335 amino acids. Lineage: Eukaryota; Metazoa; Chordata; Aves; Galliformes; Phasianidae. The record is from RefSeq and is a predicted model, not a curated record.